GGUUUAAAUUUAAUCAAACUUGACAUCGACAACGAUGACGACAACGUCAUCAUCAGAAUCGAAUCAACAAUCAAUGAUGACAAUGAUUGAUUCAAAUCUUGAAUCAUCAAUAUUCUGGCAACAUAUUAUUGCAUUGGAUGUUCAAUAUAAUUCAUCACGUUACUUUUGUACCUAUAUGAAAAUUCUAUACAUAAAACGUCGAAAUCAAUUAUUUCGUGAACUAAGUAAACAACCAUUGAAUUCAUUUCGUAAACAAUAUCUUCGUUUACGACAUACGAUCCUUUCGAAUUGUUAUCAGCAACAACAACAACAACAAAAGUACGAUUUACAAUUGUCAUUGUUUUUUAUUAUCUAAAUCAUUCAAUAUUUUGACAGAAAACAUGUUCGAAAUAAUAGCGAUAGUAGUUUUCUAUCAUUCAUCUAUGAUGAUUUACGAUCAUAUUCUGGUGGUGAUUGGAAAUCUAAUAUUACAUUGACAAAUGAUGUCAAUCAAAUUGAACAUCUCCAAUUUCAUCAAUCAACAUCAUCUUGCAACAAUAGUAAUAUUGCAUUCUGUGAAAAUUUUGCUUUCUCCGGUGUUCAUCAUAUAUUUGAUCAACAUAAAUCAGCUGUAAAUUGUGUAAAAUUUGCCAAUUCUAAUAAAUCAUUAAUUUGUUUUGCAUCGGAUGAUCAUACGUUAUCGAUUUGUCAACUAACACCAUUGCCAGCUACGAUAUUGUUUGUUUUACGUGAACACCAAGCACCGGUUACGGCAUUCGAAUGGUCACAAUCAAAUGAUUUGAUUGUCAGCUGUUCAUUAGAUUCAACAAUAAAUCUAUGGUCAACAAUGAAUGGCCGUUGUUUGCGACGAUUUAAAGAUCCACAAAAAUGUUCCAUUCUUACCUGUACAUUUUUACCGACUAAUAAUAAUAUGAUAUUCACUGGAAAUCAAAAUGGUAUCGUUAAUAUAUUGAAUUUAUCCACAGGAAUUUAUUCGAAAAAUUCCGUCAACAUUUGUGAUGGUGGUCAUAUUGUAUCGAUGUGUUUCGAAUCAAAAGGUCAAUUACUUUGGUGUGGUGAUUCUAAAGGUUUUAUAUCAACAUUUCGUUUUGAAAUGGAAACCUGUAAAUUAUUGUUGGUCAAUAAAGUGAUUAUAGUACCUGGAUGUCCAAUUACAUCAUUAUCAUCAUCAUCAUCAACAAUUAUUGGUUAUGAUAUGAAUCAAAAUCUUCUGCUAGCAAAUUGUGCAUGUAAUGCUGUCGUAUUAUUUCGUACUGGUAUUGAUAAUAAAUUGGAAUUUCUUAAAUGUUUUCCAAUUAAACAUCAAAAUUCUAAAUUAAAAAUUAAAAGUUCAUUCUGUCCAAAUAGUGAUAAUAUUGUCAAUAAUCAAUUACCCACAUUACCAUCAACAUCAUCAUCAACAACAACAUCGACAACGACAACACCGGGAAUAUGUCUAGUAACCGGUAGUGAAGAUACCUGCAUCUAUUUUUAUCAUUAUCAACCACCAGAUUUGAAUACAAAAACACCAGCCAUAAGUCGUUGUGUAAAUAAACUACAAGGACAUUCGGCAACGGUUCUUGAUGUUCGUUUUAAUCAUGAUGAAAGUUUACUUGCAUCAGCCGAUUCAAAAGGUUCAAUUAUCAUAUGGAAACGUAAUAAUAAUUCAUCUGUUUCGAAAAAUUUUUAA
Dermatophagoides farinae (American house dust mite) is the source of this 1669-nucleotide messenger RNA. NCBI's taxonomy places the organism in Eukaryota, Metazoa, Arthropoda, Arachnida, Sarcoptiformes, Pyroglyphidae. The record is from RefSeq and is a predicted model, not a curated record.